This is a messenger RNA of Camelus dromedarius (Arabian camel), 2454 nucleotides long. It is a transcript of the gene HTR2B, whose product is annotated as 5-hydroxytryptamine receptor 2B. Lineage: Eukaryota; Metazoa; Chordata; Mammalia; Artiodactyla; Camelidae. The record is from RefSeq and is a predicted model, not a curated record. Gene Ontology annotation, biological process: release of sequestered calcium ion into cytosol; chemical synaptic transmission; G protein-coupled receptor signaling pathway, coupled to cyclic nucleotide second messenger. Bases 99 to 1541 code for a protein of 480 amino acids. The transcript is spliced from 3 exons. Gene Ontology annotation, molecular function: G protein-coupled serotonin receptor activity; neurotransmitter receptor activity. Gene Ontology annotation, cellular component: plasma membrane; dendrite.
UGGCAUGGGUACAAUGCCUUAAAAAAGCAGAUGAGCAGCUUAGCUACUGACCAUGCUGACCACUGUCCAGAAUUGGUUCAAACCAUAAAAAACAGCAAAUGGCUUUCUCUUAUAGAAAAUCUGAACAAAGCACAAUUCCUCAGCACAUUUUGCAGAGCUCAUUUGAUCAAUUAAUCUCUUCUAACUGGUUUGGAUUACAGACAGGAUCAGUACCAGAGGAAAUGAAACAGACUGGUGAGGAACAGGGAAAUAAACCGCGCUGGGCAGCUCUUCUGAUACUCAUGGUGAUAAUACCCACAAUUGGUGGAAACAUCCUUGUUAUUCUGGCUGUUUCACUGGAGAAAAAGUUGCAGUAUGCUACCAAUUAUUUCCUAAUGUCCCUGGCAGUGGCUGAUUUGCUGGUUGGACUGUUUGUGAUGCCGAUUGCCCUCUUGACAAUAAUGUUUGAGGCUAUGUGGCCCCUCCCACUUGUUCUAUGCCCUGCCUGGUUAUUUCUUGACGUUCUUUUUUCUACUGCAUCCAUCAUGCAUCUUUGUGCCAUUUCAGUGGAUCGUUACAUAGCCAUCAAAAAGCCAAUCCAGGCCAAUCAAUGUAACUCACGAGGUACAGCAUUCAUCAAGAUCACAGUGGUGUGGUUAAUUUCAAUUGGCAUUGCCAUUCCGGUCCCUAUUAAAGGGAUAGAAAAUGACGUGAGUAACCCAAACAACAUCACUUGUGGGCUGACAAAGGAUCGUUUCGGCAAUUUCAUGCUCUUUGGCUCACUGGCUUCCUUCUUUACACCCCUGGCAAUCAUGAUUGUCACCUACUUUCUUACUAUCCAUGCUUUACAGAAGAAAGCUUACUUGCUCAAAAACAAGCCACCUCAACGCUUAACAUGGUUGACUGUGUCCACAGUAUUCCGAAAGGAUGAAACACCUUACUCAUCCCCAGAAAAAGUAGCAAUGCUGGAUGGUUCUCAAAAGGACAAAACUCUGCCCAAUGCAAGUGAUGACAUACUUAUGCGAAAAAUGUCCACAGUAGGAAAAAAGUCAGUGCAGACCAUUUCCAAUGAACAGAGAGCAUCAAAGGUUCUAGGGAUAGUGUUUUUCCUCUUUUUGCUUAUGUGGUGCCCCUUUUUUAUUACAAAUGUAACUUUAGUUUUAUGCGAUUCCUGCAACCAGACUACUCUCAAAAUGCUCCUGGAGAUAUUUGUGUGGAUAGGCUAUGUUUCCUCAGGGGUGAAUCCUUUGGUCUACACCCUCUUCAACAAGACAUUUCGGGAUGCAUUUCGCCGAUAUAUCACCUGCAAUUACCGGGCCACAAAAUCAGCAAAAACUCUUAGAAAAUGCUCCAGUAAUAUCUACUUCCGGAAUCCAAUGGCAGAGAACUCUAAGUUUUUCAUGAAACAUGGAAUGCGAAAUGGCAUCAAUCCUGCCAUGUACCAGAGCCCAAUGAGGCUCCGAAGUUCAACCAUUCAGUCUUCAUCAGUCAUUUUACUAGAUACACUUCUCCUCACUGAAAAUGAAGGUGAUAAAACUGAAGAGCAAAUCAGUUAUGUAUAGCAGUAAUGGCCCAGUUUUUAUCUAACCAAUAAGAUGAGUAAGAUGAUAAAGAUGUAAAUAUACCAAGAAUUAUACAAAGAAAAACUUUAUAUGAUGUAUCAAAUCAUCUCUUUAAAUUAAGAAUUAGAUGGUAAGAUUAUCUAAUUUUCUUUAUUUGGGCAAAAUUAUUCCAUGAAAAAAUAAUUUUGUAUAGCUGCAAAUUAAAACAAUCCAGAAUGCUGGUUAAAUGUUAAGAUAUUCAAAUGAAAUAAAAUUAAAUAAAUCAAUAAAUUUCAGACUGAAAAAAAACCCCAACAUCACCAUAAGAAUUUAUCUAGUUCCUAACUGCAUGCAAAGCUAUGCUAAGAAUGAAAUAAAACAAGCAAGGAUUAACCUUGUCUUCAAGGCCUUUUUUAAAAGCAUACGGCAUAACACAGAACAAUAGUGACAGGAACAGAGGACUAAAAAUAAGAGCAUAAAAUAAUGAUCACAACUGAAGGUAAGCUAAGAUUUCCAUUUACGGUGUAGCUUAGUUAAAUGUAGUCACAAUUUUGAAUUGAUCAGGAAACUGUUUUGAUGGAAGGGUAGGGAGGCCAAUAGUUGGAUAUCACAUAAAAUAACAGGAUCUUAGAACUAGAGCUCUUUGUUAAACGGCUGACACCAGACAUCUACUCAGCAGGGAUGGGUCUACUGGAGGAGGAGGAGAAAGCAAAUGAAAUCACUCUUGGGUACCUGAACCUCCUUGUUUCUCAAAGAACGUGUGCAAACUGGAGGCAUUGGUCAUCAAUUCAGGAACUUUAACGACUUCAUAAACUGAGAUCACGGUUGUCCAAGCUUGCCCAAAGACAACUUCUGGUACAAAAUUUUUUAUUCACCCUUUUGUUAUUUCUCUUUGCAUUGCUAAAUCUGGAAUAAAUCCAAUCUGUGCCAUUUA